CCAUUCAAAUUGCAUUUGACUUCAUUACAGGUAAUGCCAACUUGUAAUAAUACACACCGCUAAAUUGAAUUGUGUGACAUAUAAUCUCAGUCAGGAAUGCUACUGCUUAGAUACAUCAGGUUUAUAACAUUAUAACAUUUUUUUCAUGAAAUAGGUAUGAAAUGUUGCAUGUAAAGAUGGAUCAGCAGUGGAUCUAAGUGGGAAUAACAACCGUCGUUCUUCAGUUUGUGCCAAGAAUAUGACGUCAGUGCUGCUCGGACACUGGGCUGGAAACAAACAAUGAUCUUUACUUGGAUCUGCACAACAGAUCUCAUUGACGAUGGACCACGAUAACUCUUCCACCCUUGAUUUUCUGCAAGGUAUGAUAACUAAUUCCUCAGAAAAUUCCACUGCAAUGCUAAUCACCUGGGAUGAAAACAGUCAGUUAGGACUGAGGAUUUCACUGUCUGUCGUUCUGGGCAUCAUCACCUUGGCGACCAUCCUUUCCAAUUCAUUUGUGUUCAUCACCAUUUGCCUCACCAGGAAGCUCCACACACCCGCCAACUAUCUCAUUGGGUCUCUGGCUGUCACAGACCUCCUGGUAGCUAUUAUGGUGAUGCCCAUCAGCAUUGUCUAUACUGUCAUCAAGACCUGGACUUUGGGGCAGAUCAUGUGCGACAUCUGGCUAUCCUCUGACAUUACGUUUUGUACUGCAUCCAUCUUGCACUUGUGCGUAAUUGCUCUGGACAGAUACUGGGCCAUCACUGACGCCUUGGAGUACACAAAACGCCGCACGCCUGGCAGAGCAGGCCUGAUGAUAGCUGUAGUAUGGGUCAUCUCAAUCUGCAUCUCCAUACCCCCGCUUUUCUGGAGGCAAUCAAAAGCUCUUGAUGAACUCAAGGAGUGCGUGGUCAACACCGACCAGAUAUUCUACACUAUCUACUCCACGUUUGGAGCCUUUUACAUCCCCAGCGUCUUGCUCAUUAUACUGUACGGCAGAAUUUAUGUGGCAGCUAGAUCCAGGAUUCAGAAACCACACUCAGCCUUUGGAAAGCGUUUCACUACUGUGCAAUUAAUUAGCGGGUCCACCGGAUCUUCUCUGUGUUCCGUCGGCUUUAAUAGCCAAGAGACCCUCCCUCAUUCCGGCGAAUCCCCAGUCUACAUGAACCAUAUCAAAGUCAAGGUUUCAGACAGCGUCCUGGAGAGAAAGCGGAUCUGUGCAGCCAGGGAGCGGAAAGCCACCAAAACCUUAGGGAUCAUCCUUGGUGCUUUCAUUUUCUGCUGGCUCCCUUUCUUUGUAGUGGCCUUGGUGAUGGGCAUCUGCAAAGAAGCCUGCUGGUUUCAUCCCGUCCUUUCUGACCUCUUCACAUGGCUCGGCUAUUUAAAUUCACUCAUCAAUCCCGUCAUAUAUACAGCUUUUAAUGAGGACUUCAAACAGGCCUUCCAGAAACUCAUGCGUUUCAAACGAUGUUGACUGUAAGCCAAUUGUAUGGUAACUGUGCAUUUUCCUGUCAUUAUCACACAUGAGAGAGAGAGAGAGAGAGACCAGUCUACUGAAUCUUGUUUUUAGGAACAAUAGUUUGUGUCUGCAUUUAUCUUGCGCAUUGUACGUUUUAGUACUUUGAUUUUAUUUUUCUCACACAGUUCUGUACACGGGAAUGUUGCAUUCGGAAUACUUGAUGCAUCUGUCAGUUAAACCUAAGUGAUGAGGUUAAGUCAAGCAUUUUUGCCUAAGUGUGAAUAAGGCAACAAGUUAAUUAGAAUUGCGAUAAUGCUGACAUUCUAAAAUUG
Molecule: messenger RNA, 1770 nt
Organism: Carcharodon carcharias (great white shark)
Lineage: Eukaryota; Metazoa; Chordata; Chondrichthyes; Lamniformes; Lamnidae
Gene: htr1d
Product: 5-hydroxytryptamine (serotonin) receptor 1D, G protein-coupled
Exons: 1
Coding region: 320-1453 (377 amino acids)
Biological process (GO): chemical synaptic transmission; regulation of behavior; vasoconstriction
Cellular component (GO): dendrite; plasma membrane
Molecular function (GO): G protein-coupled serotonin receptor activity; neurotransmitter receptor activity
Source: RefSeq, a predicted model, not a curated record